Drosophila innubila is the source of this 799-nucleotide messenger RNA. It is a transcript of the gene Obp49a, whose product is annotated as general odorant-binding protein 67. The transcript has 3 exons. The record is from RefSeq and is a predicted model, not a curated record. The coding region runs from base 56 to 694 and encodes 212 amino acids. Gene Ontology annotation, molecular function: odorant binding. Lineage: Eukaryota; Metazoa; Arthropoda; Insecta; Diptera; Drosophilidae.
GAGUUUAAGCACAGUCAGAGUACUAUAGGAAUCCGGACUAAAACACAAAAAUAAAAUGCUAUCGAGAUAUCAACAAUUAUUGCUCGUCAUUGGACUGUGUUUGAGCGUGGCCAGAGCGGAUGUGGACUGCAGCAAGAGGCCGAAGUUUGUGGAACCCAAAGUCUGUUGUCCUCUUCCCGAAUUUGUGACUCCGGAAUUGAAAGAAAAAUGCCAGGAGUAUAAAACAACAGCACUUGCACCUCCUCUGCCCAUGUCCGGGGAACAGGACAUCGAGGGAAGGCGUCCUCAUCAUCACCAUCUUCCAUCUCCCUGCUUCGUCUCCUGCGUCUUCAAUGAGACUGGAUUCUACGAGGACAACAAAGUGGAUCAGGACAAGCUAAAGGAAUUUCUGCGACUGAUAUACAAGGAUAAUGAUGAGCUCCAGACUUUGGCCAGCGAUGCCUUUAACAGUUGUGCCUCAAGGAUUGACGAGUUCAAGGACAAGAAGGGUAGUCGCCCCCCACGUCCUUCUCCACCGCCCGGUGCUCCCCUCUGUCCAAUGAGACCAGCCUUUUUAAUGCGUUGCGUCUAUAGGAAGAUCUUGAAGGAUUGUCCGGCACCUAUUUGGAAUGAUACCCAGGAAUGCAACGAUGCUCGGGAAUAUUUUGACAACUGCAAGCCUUUAAAUCGUCGUCCCUCAAACGACGAAAAUUAAAUUUUACACCCAAUUUCCUCCACUAAAUACCUCAAUUUUAAAAUGCAAUAUUAUAACUAAUAAUCCCUCACAUAAAAAUAAAUAAAAGAAGAUUUAGCAAAGUUA